This is a messenger RNA of Endocarpon pusillum Z07020, 2856 nucleotides long. RefSeq lists its product as uncharacterized. Bases 1 to 2856 code for a protein of 951 amino acids. Gene Ontology annotation, cellular component: MutLalpha complex. NCBI's taxonomy places the organism in Eukaryota, Fungi, Ascomycota, Eurotiomycetes, Verrucariales, Verrucariaceae. The transcript has 2 exons. The record is from RefSeq and is a predicted model, not a curated record. Gene Ontology annotation, biological process: mismatch repair. Gene Ontology annotation, molecular function: ATP hydrolysis activity; mismatched DNA binding; ATP-dependent DNA damage sensor activity.
AUGAAGAUCUCGGACUUAUUUUCUUGUAGCACUUCACCAGCAUCACAUCCAGUCGGGACUACUGUGAGAGUCCAAGAUCUCCUCAAAACCAUCCCUGUCAGACGACAAACAGCGUUGAAAGCUACAUCAAGGACCCUUUCCGACAUCAAGAAGAUCUUGCAGGCCUAUGCAUUCGCUCGCUCAAAUGUCAGAAUCUCUUUCAAGGUGCUAGGCGGGAAGAAUGACAAGUACAACUGGACUUACGGUCCAACGCCUGGGACGUCUCUCCUCGCGGCAACUGCCAAAAUUGUGGGCCAAGAAGUUGCGGCGCAAUGUGAAGCGAGGUCCUGGGCAUCGAAUCCUGGGAAUGAAGGAGAGAAGUCUUACAUCAUUGAUGCUGUAGUUUCAACGGGGGAGGGUGAUCCGAUCAGGGUGGGGAGCAAGGGUCACUUUAUCUCCAUAGACGGUCGUCCAAUAUCCACAACAAGAGGCAUGUUUAAGGACUUCGUCAAGCUCUACAAGUCCUACUAUAACAACUGGAUAUCCAGAGUCAGGUCGACAGAUUGUUCCGUUGAUCCUUUUCUAUGCCUCCAUCUACUAUGUCCGACAGGCACAUAUGAUGUGAACAUUGAGCCUGCGAAAGAUGAAGUCUUAUUUACAGGCACCAAAAAUGUUGGGGAUCUGCUAGAAGACUUCUUGAAAAGCGUGUACGGAGACCUUCCUGAAAAGAUCAAUCAACUGGGUCCGAAGAGCGAUGGGGGUAUUCUUAAUACCUCUGAUGGCCAAUCUUUCCAGCUUUUGUUAGCCAAGAAGGACCCCUCGUCAAUUAACAGACUCAAUCAUGCUUUCAAGCGGAAUGAUAGUGCUGAUGUGGUCAAAGAGACGAAUGGAGAACAGAAGCUGGAGCUUGACAACCAGAGUUCUGCAGCAUAUCAGGUUCUCGAGUCUGAUCAUGCUAGACAAGAUAAGCCACCUUCCGAUACUGUGUCAGGUGCCGAGGCAAGGUCUCAUCGUAACAUGUAUGACUUUGAUGAGGACGACCUUGGCACAAUGGAGCCUGGUCUGUCUCCAGAACAGAGUCCCAUUGAUGAGGCGGAUGAAGCAGAGUUGAGGAAGGCAUCUGUUACGAAUCCGUGGACAAUCGCGAAGCUCAAUACACCAGUAACAUCCACCACAGGGUUCACCACAAACAUGAGCGCCAGGAACAGCAACGAGCAAUUGAUGACACCUGGGCCUGAACGCAGAUCAAACAAUCUGUUCUCAACCUCUCAUAGGAAGCCUCUUGUCACACCAACCAAUCUGCCAAGCCCUGCCAGAUCUGAAUCAUCACGAUCGCCUCCAUUCUACCAAAACCCCGGUCCUCCACCUAGGAGGAGAGCGCCAAUUCAUCGAGUUGAAGAAGAUGAAAUCGAGUUCACACAGGAACCAACAACUGAAGACCGUGCACGUCCUCGUCCUUCCUUCUUGGAGUUAUGGGCCAAGAAGAAGCCUCACAAAGCCGACCUCCCAUCUUUGCAACAGGCCCCAGAAACGACUAACGUGAAUCAUUGCUUAGUAGCUCACCAUGACAAUGAGGGGUCUGACCACACGCCUACAGAGUUACAAUCGACACAGCUGACGGAGCCGGUGGACAUUGCGGUUUCGAUAGUGCAGUCUGGAAGCGGUCUCCUUAAGCCGUUCAUUCCACCUUUUAGGACCCCUGAAAGAUCGCCUACGCUUCAUCCACCCUUGAAGCUCACUCCUACCGGGCCAACUCACCCAGAGCAACAGUCUCCAACACGGCAACCCUGGGGGUGGAGCCAAGACGACAGACGAAGCACAAGUCCUGUCUCUCAUGGCCAUCCUCCGCCACUUUCUCAAUCUCACCAGCAUCCAAUGGCUUCACCUCCGAUACUACAACCGUCGCCACCUCAGUUGCUGAGGUCAUCAAGGCAAGCCAUCCAUACGCCGCAUCCCGACCUAGAAGAGAUAAUGGACUUUGAGCAUCGCAAGAAGGCAGUGAAUGCAGAACGAAGGAGACAAACCAAGUUGACGAACAGGUACCUCAACCCAGGGCAGCUAGCACAGAUACAGCGAGACUCAACGGCCUCCUUGCCGGCGCCAGAUCGUGAUUUGUCUUCUCCAGGCCCGUCUCGGAACCAUCCAGCAUCAAGUGUCAACCUCAGAGACGAGAGGAAGAUCUCUUACAAUCCCGCGAAACCUAUCAGCCACAGCCCUACCAAACCCCCCUUGCCAUGCGACCAGGAACUAGCACCAGAUAAUCCAGCACAAAAGCAAAGCCCCCAUCAGAACCGCUACCAAGCCGCAAAAGCUGUACUCGCACCAUCCAAAUCACCUACCGCACUCUCUCAUGCUCAUGCGCUUGAAGAGCAAAAUUCUAUUCGCGAAGACACAGAUUCAGCCGAAACCUUACCUCCUCUCGCCGAAGACGAUCCAAGAGCCUACCUCAUCCAACACCGCGGCGCUACGCGGACUCAUAGCAAUGGACACAAUCCCACCUCGAACCCUGAAAUAAGCCGUACAGGCCUCAAACUCAAACGCACCAAAACUUCCAAACUGCCCUUGGAGACCAUUCCCUCCAAAUCAGCGAUACACAACAUUUCCGCGAAACCUUUGAUCCUGUUCGCAGGAUUACAGAACCUCAAAGCACAGAUUCGCGAGCUUGGCAAAGUGGAUGCCUACCCUAGGACGGGGAACAAUGAGUUCAUGAUCUGGAAUGCUAACAGUAAGGAUGUUGAUGCUUGGGAGGAUAAGAUGAGGGAUUUGGUAAGAGAGAGAUACGUCGUGAGGCUGGGUGGGGAUGGAGAGGAGGUACCGGCUAAUCUGCAGUUGAGGCUAGGAACUGUGCUGAGGGCGCAUUGUGAGGAGUUGACUUGA